Molecule: messenger RNA, 1282 nt
Organism: Felis catus (domestic cat)
Lineage: Eukaryota; Metazoa; Chordata; Mammalia; Carnivora; Felidae
Product: coiled-coil domain-containing protein 74B-like
Exons: 9
Coding region: 1-987 (328 amino acids)
Source: RefSeq, a predicted model, not a curated record
AUGAGGGCGGGGGUGGCGGCGGCCGGGCAGCGGCCCCCCAGCUCGGGGAUCCCGGGCUCCCGGGGCACGUCGCGCCUGCGCCCGCCCGCCAUCCUCCAGCCCGCGCAGCACAGCACGCAGGUUGGGCUCAUCGAGGCGCAGAAGCGGGUCGUGGACCUGGAGAAGAGCCUGCAGUUCCUGCAGCAGCAGCACUCGGAGACACUGGUCAAGCUCCACGAGGAGAUCGAGCACCUCAAGCGGGAGAACAAGGAUCUCCAUUACAAGCUAAUAAUGAAUCAGAAGCCAAAGGAAGGCAGCACUUCCAAUUCCAGCUUUCAGUCCAUCAAGUCCGUCUCAAAUUCGACCUUGUCAGCCAACUCUCAAGGAAAGGCCAGGCCCCGGCCCAGCUUCUCCAAGAAGCAAGACUCAAAAACUGACAUUCCUCCGAAGACGGACCUGGAAGAGAAGACCCCAGCUGCUGCCCUGUUUCACAACAGCAAGCGGGACCAAGCCCCAGGGGUGCAGGGGCAGGCCAAAGAGGAAGAAGGGGAGACGUCCAGUGCCGCAGCCCCCUGGGUGGCAGGCAGCCAGCACAAGGGCAAGCAGGCCCCCGUGAUGAAUCUGCCCCUGCACCUGCGCAAGCCCACCACGCUUCAGCAAUGCGAAGUGGUCAUCCGCCAGCUGUGGAACGCCAACCUCCUGCAGGCCCAAGAGCUGCAGCACCUCAAGGCCCUCCUGGAAGGGAACCUGAGGAGGCCCAAGGCUGCAUCUGAGGAGGCCGGCCCCAGCUCUCCCAAGGACCAGGAGGCCCUUCACCAGGGAGCCAUGCAGCUCCCCAAGGUCCCCACCAAGGGCAUCCCCAAGAAAUGCCUGAUUCUGAGCCCUAUGCCCGUGGCAGAGCGCCCCAUCCUGCCCGCGCUGAAGCAGACCUUGAAGAGUAACUUUGCUGAGCGGCAGAAAAGGCUGCAGGUGGUGCAGCGCCGGCGGCUGCACCGCUCUGUCCUUUGAGGCGGGCGGCACGUGUCGGCGUCUGCAUGCCAGGUCAGGGCCAGGCCAAUGCCCUACAGCUGGAGACGCUAACCCUCUCUAGACAGCACUUCAAAAGAAUUCGAACACGUUUAGGCCGCGCGAAAUUCCAGAUAAGCAAAGUUCGUGGCCGAUAAAGUACUUGGUUGCUCUCAGAACCGAGACACUAUUUUCUUGCUCGGUAUUUUGCUAUUCUGCAUUUACACAAAAACACGUUAAAUAAGUAUUACCCUACCCGUUGAAGACUGGAAAUAAAGCUCGUUUCUCCACUUGUGAA